GGCACUAUUGUGAAAGUUGAUUCAUCAAAUGCUACAUACUGUGUUUACAAAUCUGAUGUUGCCACUGGCUACGGAGUGGGUGCUUUCUUAUUUCUUCUUUCAAGUGAAUCACUACUUAUGGGUGUCACUAAGUGCAUGUGUUUUGGGAGACCUUUAGCACCGGGUGGGAAUCGAGCUUGGUCAAUCAUCUAUUUUGUUUCAUCAUGGUGAGAUUUUUAAUUAGGUUGACACACAAGAUAUGCCAUCUGUUCCUUGCAUGUGAAUAAUCAAAAGAAGUGCCUCAAUUCUAAACACCCAUUCCAAACCUCCAUCAUCGAUAUUUUGUUUAGGAUUUUUACCAUGCUCACAUGCUAUACUAUUUGCUAAUUUGAUUUAUGUCUGAUUCUCUCUGUUGCUGACUUCCUCUACUUGUUUGUGGCAUGUAUGUUCUUUUUAAAACCAAAAUUAGUCAUUCAUAUUAAAGGGACUUGUUUGCGUAAUAAAUAGAAGAUAUAAAAUUUCUAUGCAUUUGUGUUCGCAGGGUGACCUUUUUGAUAGCAGAAGCAUGUCUAGUGGCAGGUGCAACUAAGAAUGCAUAUCACACCAACUAUCGGGGAAUGAUUUAUGCUCAGAAUUUCUCUUGUGAAACUUUGAGGAAAGGAGUUUUUAUUGCAGGAGCAGUGUUUGUUGUUGCAACAAUGAUCCUCAAUGUGUACUAUUACAUGUAUUUCACCAAGGCCACAGCCACACAACGCUCACAAAACAAACCAUGCGAGCUCAACUGUUGGGAUGGCUGGGUAUGCAUAGAUCCAACUUAUGAGCAUAGGUUUACAAGUUUUGCUUCUCGAUGUCACGAGUCUGAUUGCAAAUGUACCAUGAAACUGUUCUACUGCAGAACUGUAUUGUGCUUAUCUAGUUAUAUAUAAUGCUGUUAGGACUAACUAGUGUUGAACCUGUUGGCAUUAAUUAUUAAUGCUGAAUGAGAAAUAUAAACUUUGAAAAUGUUAUACCUAACAAGAACAGCAGAAGUUUUGCUUUAAUGAACAGUUUGUCACUUA
Rubroshorea leprosula is the source of this 1037-nucleotide messenger RNA. The record is from the annotation of a GenBank genome assembly. Lineage: Eukaryota; Viridiplantae; Streptophyta; Magnoliopsida; Malvales; Dipterocarpaceae.